GGUUUCGAGACUCCACAGCACAGUCCGCCUCCGAUCAGGAAAUAUUUGAGUUAUUAUUGUCGCGGCCCGUUACUGUCGAGCUCGUAUAAAUAUUAUACCACGCAUAUUAUAUUCAUCUAUGCAGAUCGGCCUGGGUCGAAACCACGUAGACAUGCUCCUGAAUGCUCUCGUCGUCAGCUUGUUCUCGGCGGUGACAGUUAUCCAACUUGCCAACUGUUUACCAACUCCUCGCGUUGAUUCAAAUUAUAUCAAUAAAAAUGAAUCGUUUAAUGAAAACAAUGGACUUAUGAUACCAUCAAAUAAUAUACCAUUCAAGAUUCAAGCAACGCUCAUUAAAAAUAGACCACCUGCCUAUGGUCCAUCCGAACCUUACUCCUCACCCUCACCUCUUACACAACAAACCUCGAAUACUCAUCCUACAUCAGCAACUAACUCUUCAAUGACAACAGCUCCUACAUCAGCAACUAGUCCUUCAAUGGAUACAGCUCCUACAUCAGCAACUAAUAAUCCAAUGGCAACAGCUCCUGCGUCAGCAACUAGUCCUUCAAUGGAUACAGCUCCUACAUCAGCAACUAACUCUUCAAUGACAACAGAUCCUACCGCGAUGACGACACAAAAACCACAUCAUUAUUGAAAGAUUACCAACUGCUGAACUAAUAUAUUGUUUGAUAAUAAUUAAAAAUAUUUAAAAAAAUGCAUAUGAAGCCAAAGUUAAAGGAUCUUAUUAUACUGACAUGAACGAGGUAUAAACGUUUAUAAUAAUUUGUGUUGAUGUUUACUUUAUUAAAAACUGUGUAAUAAAAUAGGUUUUUAUUUUAA
Molecule: messenger RNA, 819 nt
Organism: Myzus persicae (green peach aphid)
Lineage: Eukaryota; Metazoa; Arthropoda; Insecta; Hemiptera; Aphididae
Product: cell wall integrity and stress response component 4-like
Exons: 2
Coding region: 119-634 (171 amino acids)
Source: RefSeq, a predicted model, not a curated record